Homalodisca vitripennis (glassy-winged sharpshooter) is the source of this 587-nucleotide messenger RNA. RefSeq names its product ADP-ribosylation factor-like protein 6-interacting protein 1. The record is from RefSeq and is a predicted model, not a curated record. Lineage: Eukaryota; Metazoa; Arthropoda; Insecta; Hemiptera; Cicadellidae. The annotation marks the transcript as partial. The transcript is spliced from 3 exons.
UUUGUUCACUGAUGAAGCUCAAGGAAGUUUUUACAAAAUAUUUACAGGACCAUGUCAAAAAGUUGAAGCGUGAAUUGGAGGGCUGGAGGGAAAUCAUUCUGCAGCUCCACUCUCCGUGCUGUUAUGGGAGAACCAGUGGUAACCCAGGGCUGGUGGCGGGAGUCUCCACAGCUAUCUUCACAUUGCUAUGGCUGCUGGAGCCAUCUCUGCUGACAACGGUGAGUUUCAUCGGUCUUCUGGUUACACUGCUGGACUACUUGGUGCCGACCGUGUGUGCCGGACUGUACCGGCCUGAAAACUGGACUGGGGCCAAGGAGAAGCAGUUCGAAGAGAUCUGCCGUACCCUGGCUCUGUGUUACUCUGCUGCCAGUCAUCAGCUGCAAGCCUUCAAAGAACUCAAAGUGACCAGCCCCAAACUGUAUUACUCUGUGACCAUCACGUCUCUGGCAGUACUGGCUUAUAUUGGCAACAAAGUGGACAAUUUAUUUCUCUCCUACAUUCUGGGUGAGUCACAACAGUUUAAAAUAAAUGGUGUCAAAAUACGGUACAAACUUAGUUCCUUUAUGUACUAGACACUACAAAUACAU